This is a messenger RNA of Vicia faba (fava bean), 1185 nucleotides long. NCBI's taxonomy places the organism in Eukaryota, Viridiplantae, Streptophyta, Magnoliopsida, Fabales, Fabaceae. The record is from the annotation of a GenBank genome assembly.
AUGAAGAUUUCUACGUUUUCUUUGAUUCUUUUGUGCUUCUUUCAAUCCACACGAGCAAUCUUAAAUCCUAUUGAUUUCUUAGCAUUGCAAUCUAUUCGAAGAUCUUUGCACGAUGUUCCUGGUUCCAAAUUCUUUUCAUCUUGGGACUUCACAGACGAUCCUUGCAACUUCGCCGGAGUUUUUUGUGUUUCCGAUAAAGUUGUAGCUCUCAAUCUCGGCGAACCGAGAGCCGGUUCUCCUGGUUUAACCGGGAAAAUAGACACCGCUGUUGGAAAACUCUCUUCUCUCGUCGACUUAACGGUUUCUGCAGGUAGAGUUUACGGUCCUCUUCCUCAGUCCAUUUCCAAAUUGAACAACCUCAAGUUUCUCGGCAUCAGCCGGAAUUUCAUCUCCGGCGAGAUUCCGGCUGGACUAGGUCAGCUUCGCAAUCUCAGAACAAUCGAUCUAAGCUACAAUCAGCUAGCCGGAGCUAUUCCUCCGUCAAUCGGAAAAUUACCGAAUCUAAACAACCUGAUGCUCCGUCAUAACCGUCUCACCGGUUCAAUUCCAUCUUUCGCUUCAGCAAAAAACCUAAACCGGCUCGAUCUAAAACACAACUCACUCACCGGUUCACUCACUCCCGAUUCUCUCCCUUCCUCACUACAAUACCUCUCUCUAUCAUGGAACCAGCUAACCGGAACAGUGGACCGGGUUUUAUACAAACUAAACCGCCUCAACUAUCUCGAUCUAAGCUUCAACCGGUUCACCGGUUCAAUCCCGCGUCAACUAUUCUCAUUCCCGCUAACCAACUUACAGUUAGAAAGAAACCAACUAUACGGUCCGGUUGAACCGUUUAGCGAAGUUACAAUCCAAACCGUUGAUCUCAGUUACAACAAACUAUCAGGUGAAAUAUCACCUUUGUUAUCUAGUGUGCACAAUUUGUAUCUAAACAACAACGCUUUCACCGGCGAAGUUCCCGGUAGUUUUGUUGAACGGUUGUUAGCAGCGAAUAUUCAGAUACUGUAUUUGCAGCAUAAUUAUCUUACAGGAAUUGUGAUAAAUCCAACGGCGGAGAUUCCGUUGAGCAGUUCUCUUUGUUUACAGUAUAACUGUAUGGUUCCUCCUAUCCAGAUGACGUGUCCUUCCAAAGCUGGUUACCUGAAAAUUAGACCGGCUCAGGAGUGUAACCAUUACCAAUACCAUUGA